AUGCGCGGCAGUGUCCUAAAUACUAGAGAUAAGACGAAGGCAGAGUCCACCCCCAGAGACAGUCAAACGACUUCAGGGGAGGUGGCGGCACCUCACAGCGGGAGCGGCCCCCGGGGCGGGCGCUGGGUGAUUCCAGAGCAGCUUGGCACCGGAGGAUUCCAGAACGUCUGUCUGUACGAGCAUCGGGAACUUGAUCUCAAAAUAGCCAUUAAAUCUUGCCGCCUAGAGCUAAGUACCAAAAACAGAGAACGGUGGUGUCAUGAAAUCCAGAUUAUGAAACUACUCAACAAACCAGAAAAUUGUUGCGGACUUAGAGAAAGUCAGAUACUUUCUUUACUCAGUGAUACAGGGUCUGGGAUUCGUUAUUUGCAUGAAAAUAAAAUUAUACAUCGAGAUCUAAAAACCGAAAACGUAGUUCUUCAGGAUGUUGGUGGAAAGGUAAUGCACAAAAUAAAUGAUCUGGGAUAUGCCAAAGAUGUUGAUCAAAGAAGUCUCUGUACAUCUUUUGUGGGAACCCUGCAGUAUCUGGCCCCAGAACUCUUGGAGAAGAAGCCUUACACAGCUACUGUUGAUUAUUGGAGCUUUGGGGCAAUGGUGUUUGAAUGCACUGCUGGAUAUAGGCCUUUUUUGCAUCAUCUGCAGCCAUUUACCUGGCAUGAAAAAAUUAAGAAGAAGGAUCCAAAAUGUGUAUUUACUUGUGAGGAGAUGACUGGAGAAGUUCGGUUUAGUAGUCAUUUACCUCAGCCAAAUAGCCUUUGUAGUUUGAUAGUAGAGCCUAUGGAAAACUGGCUGCAGUUGAUGCUGAAUUGGGACCCACAGCAGAGAGGGGGACCUGUUGACCUUACUUUAAAGCAACCAAGAUGUUUUGUAUUAAUAGAUCACAUUCUGAAUUUGAAGAUAGUACACAUCCUAAAUAUGACUUCUGCAAAGAUAAUUUCUUUUCUGUUACCACUUGAUGAAAGUCUUCAUUCACUACAGUCUUGUAUUGAGAGUGAAAAUGGAAUAAAUACUGGCUCUCAGGAGCUUCUUUCAGAGACAGGAAUUUCUCUGGAUCUUUGGAAACCGGCUUCUCAAUGUGUUUUAGAUGGAGUUAGAGGCUGUGACAGCUAUAUGGUUUAUUUGUUUGAUAAAAGCAAGACUGUAUAUGAAGGGCCAUUUGCUUCCAGAAGUUUGUCUGAUUGUGUAAAUUAUAUUGUACAAGAUAGCAAAAUACAGCUUCCAGUUGUAUAGCUACGGAAAGUUUGGGCUGAAGCAGUACACUAUGAGUCUGGGCUAAAAGAAGACUACAGUAGGCUCUUUCAGGGACAAAGAGCAGCAAUGUUAAAUCUUCUUAGGUACGAUGCUAAUUUGACAAAAAUGAAGAACACUUUGAUCUCAGCAUCACAGCAACUGAAAGCUAAAUUGUAAUUUUUUCACAAAAGCAUUCAGCUUGACCUGGAGAGAUACAGUGAGCAGAUGACUUAUGGGAUAUCUUCAGAAAAAAUGCUAAAAGCUUGGAAAGAAAUGGAAGAAAAGGCUAUCCACUAUGCUGAGAUUGGUGCCAUUGGAUACCUUGAAGAUCAGAUUAUAUCUUUGCACACUGAAAUCAUGGAGCUACAGAAGAGCCCCUAUGGAAGACGCCAGGGAGACUUGAUGGAAUCUCUGGAACAGCGUGCCAUUGUUCUGUAUAAACAGUUAAAGCACAGACCUGCAGAUCACUCCUACAGGGACAGCACAGAGAUAGUGAAGAUCAUUGCGCAUACUGUUCAGAGUCAGGAUCGUGUUCUCAAGGAGUUGUCUGGCCAUCUAAGCAAGGUUUUGGGCUGUAAACAGAAGAUUAUUGACCUACUCCCCAAGGUAGAAGUGGCCCUCAGUAACAUCAAAGAAGCUGACAAUAUUGUCAUGUUCAUGCAGGGAAAGAGGCAGAAAGAAAUUUGGCGUCUCCUUAAAAUUGCCUGUACACAGAGUUCUGCCAGGUCCCUUGUAGGUUCCAGUCUAGAAGGUGCAGUGACUCCUCAGGCAUCAGCGUGCCUGCCUCCAAUUUUAGCACAACGUGAACAUUCUCUUUCAUGCAUGGUAACUCCUCAAGAUGGGGAGAGUUUAGCACAAAUGAUAGAAGAAAAUUUGAACUGUCUUGGCCAUUUAAAUACUAUUAUUCGUGAAGCAAAUGAGGACCAGGACAAUAGCAUGAUGAAUCUUGACUGGAGUUGGUUAACUGAAUGA
Molecule: messenger RNA, 2202 nt
Organism: Fukomys damarensis (Damara mole-rat)
Lineage: Eukaryota; Metazoa; Chordata; Mammalia; Rodentia; Bathyergidae
Product: inhibitor of nuclear factor kappa-B kinase subunit alpha-like
Biological process (GO): positive regulation of transcription by RNA polymerase II; tumor necrosis factor-mediated signaling pathway; peptidyl-serine phosphorylation
Cellular component (GO): IkappaB kinase complex; cytoplasm
Molecular function (GO): IkappaB kinase activity; ATP binding
Source: RefSeq, a predicted model, not a curated record